CUGUAAUCACAUGACUUCGAUUUUUGUUUUUAGAGCGUUGUUGGCUGCAGAUUAACAACAUUAGCUUACACAUUUCAAAAGAAACUGCGAAACAUUGGUACAGUGGUGACAAACUAGGUCCGAUAUGGAGAAGAUUUUAUUGCUGUCAGCGUUAUUAGGAUUGUUAGCUUCUACUACUGCUUAUGCACCAAACUGGGAAUCUCUAGAUAAUAGACCAUUACCGCAAUGGUAUGAUGAAGCAAAACUAGGUAUUUUCAUUCAUUGGGGGGUAUUUUCCGUACCGAGUUAUUCUUCAGAAUGGUUUUGGUGGAGCUGGAAAGGACAGCAUAUACCGGCAUUACAGUUCUUUAUGGAUGAGAAUUACAGACCAGACUUUACAUAUGCAGACUUUGCUCCAAUGUUCACUACUGAGUUCUUUUCUCCUGCACAAUGGGCGGCUUUGUUCAAUGCCUCAGGGGCUGAGUAUGUGGUUUUAACCAGCAAACAUCAUGAGGGUUUUACCAACUGGCCAUCCAAACAUUCUUUUAAUUGGAAUUCCAUGGAAGUUGGCCCAAAAAGAGAUUUAGUUGGUGAAUUGGCUGAUGCUAUAAGACAGAAUACCAAUAUUCAUUUUGGACUGUAUCAUUCUUUGUUUGAAUGGUUUCAUCCUUUAUAUCUGAAAGACAAAGCUGCUAAAUUUAAAACACAAGAUUUUGUAGCAAGUAAAACAUUACCCGAGUUGUAUGAGAUUGUGAAUGCCUAUAAGCCUGAAGUUAUAUGGUCUGAUGGUGACUGGGAAGCCAACAGCACUUAUUGGAACUCAACAGAAUUUCUAGCUUGGCUGUACACUGAUAGUCCUGUUAAAGACACUGUUGUUACAAACGACAGAUGGGGCAAGGACGCAACUUGCAAACAUGGUGGAUAUUUCACCUGUCAAGAUAGAUUUAACCCAGGUGUUGUACAGAAAAGAAAAUUUGAAAAUGCCAUGACGAUUGAUAAAUAUUCAUGGGGUUACCGUAGAGAUGCUAGAUUAUCUGAUUAUUUGACUAUAGAAGAAUUGUUGAAAACCUUUGUUGAAACUGUCAGCUGUGGUGGAAACAUGCUAAUGAAUAUUGGACCAACCAAAGAAGGAACUAUAGCACCAAUAUUUCAAGAGCGAUUAUUACAGAUGGGUAGCUGGAUGACUGUUAAUGGAGAGGGUAUCAGAGCUACCCAUCCUUGGAAACACCAAAAUGAUACUCUAACAAAAGGAGUGUGGUAUACUGAGAAAAGAGACAGCACAGGAGGACUUAAUGUGUACGCCAUUAACUUAAACUGGCCAACUGGUAUGACUCUUAGUCUUGGCGUACCAAUGCCAACAACAAGUACAGAGGUCACACUUUUAGGAUAUCCUGUACCAUUUAAAUGGCAAAAACGGAGCACUGGUGGCAUCGACAUCCUAAUUCCUAAAAUUGGUUUUAAUGAAAUGCCAUGUAAAUGGGCUUGGACAUUUAAACUCACAAAUUUAAUGAAUUAAAGAUCAGUAUGAGGUAGAUUUUUUUGUUGAAAAAAAUAACAAAACUAAACCCUGUUAUUGGUUGUAGAAUUGGAAUUCUGAAUAUUUACCCAAUUUCUUACUUAGGAUUAAUGUUUCAUUUUUUUUAACUUUUCUUUAUUUUAAGAUAACAUGUUUUAGGUUGAAUAUCACAAUAGUGUCAUUGACUCUGUUGAAAGUAUGUGUUAUUUUUUAACUUGUAAUCUCAUUUAUGGUAUUUGCCUUUUCACAGAGUUUUGUUAUAUAUAAAUCAUUCCAAUAAAGGUAAAUUAAUAUCAGGUGCAAUAUUAUGAUCAUAACUAUUUAUUUAAUCCACUAGACCACAAGUGGCCUUAAUUUUUUAAUAAAUUAUAAGAGGCAGUCAGAGAGAAAACUACCAUAAAAUGAAAGACAAAAUCGAGAGAAAUGGAAAUAAAUAGACUUCUUAAAUGGGGAAUGAUCAAAUUAAGAAUACUCAAUCGUGAAGUAGGAAGUAGUAUCAGGUGUGGCAGAGGGAGUAAGCAUACGCUGCCACACAUGCAACACCCGCCAUAUUAACUAUAAAUCAUUUCAACAGGUCUAGUAAAAUAGCAUCCACAAAAGUGGAAAUUCUAGAGAUAUUUCAGUUUAGUGGAGAGAUGCCAUAGAUUCCACUACAUUUUAUGAAAAUUACAACAAAGACUGCAAUAAAAUAGCACUUGCCAUAUUAGAUUAAUAUUUUAUAAUUUGUAUAUAUAUAGGGUUAGUAUUCAUUAUUAAUAAUACUGUAACCAGUGUAAUAUCUAUAAUAUUUUGUAUGUGAAAUAUAUUGAUGUAUAUUUUGUGUUUUUAUUUAUAUUAGAUUUAAAGAAUUUGUCUCACUGUAGUGUUUUGUUAAUUGGUCAUUAACAUUUGUACAUUGUACAUUUUUUGGCAUAUGAAAUAAAUUCUCAUACUGUGUUAUAUUUUAUAAUAUACUGUUUAACAGAUGUAAAUAAUACUUUUAUCAUUAAUUUACAUACUUAGCAUAAUGUAAUCUAACUUAUAAUAGAAAGCUUAAUAUUAAUGAAUUUUUUGUGUUAUAAAGCUAUUAACUUUUUAA
Patella vulgata (common limpet) is the source of this 2573-nucleotide messenger RNA. Its product is annotated as alpha-L-fucosidase. The record is from RefSeq and is a predicted model, not a curated record. The coding region runs from base 125 to 1495 and encodes 456 amino acids. Gene Ontology annotation, biological process: glycoside catabolic process; fucose metabolic process. Lineage: Eukaryota; Metazoa; Mollusca; Gastropoda; Patellidae. Gene Ontology annotation, cellular component: lysosome. Gene Ontology annotation, molecular function: alpha-L-fucosidase activity. The transcript is spliced from 8 exons.